Chlamydomonas reinhardtii is the source of this 1826-nucleotide messenger RNA. RefSeq lists its product as uncharacterized. Gene Ontology annotation, cellular component: ribosome; large ribosomal subunit. The record is from RefSeq and is a predicted model, not a curated record. The transcript has 5 exons. Gene Ontology annotation, molecular function: structural constituent of ribosome. Gene Ontology annotation, biological process: ribosome assembly; translation. Lineage: Eukaryota; Viridiplantae; Chlorophyta; Chlorophyceae; Chlamydomonadales; Chlamydomonadaceae. The coding region runs from base 57 to 584 and encodes 175 amino acids.
CUUCCUGCAGGUCAUAGUCUAGACCAUCCAAUAGUUAUUUCUACUGGGAGGUCAAAAUGGCCCUCCGUGCUUGCUCCUCGUCUCUGGUUGCCCGGAGUGCUGCGCGCUCCGUGCAGCCUUUCCGCCCCGCGGCCGUUCGCCCUGCUCGCAUUGCGCCCGUGGCUCGCAAGACUGCCACCGUCGUCUGCAGCGCCGCCACCGACGCCCCUGCUGCCCCUGUUGCUGAGGCCGUGGUUGGCGAGGUGAAGUCCGGCGUGGCCCACCUCAAGUUCCAGCGUGGGUCGGCGGACAAGAUCCGCCGUGUGCUGGACGUGAUUCGCGGCCGCUCUUACGAGGAGGCUCUGGUGCUCUGCGAGUACAUGCCCUACCGCGCGUGCGAGAAGAUCAUCAAGUGCCUGAUGUCGGCCGCUGCCAACGCCAAGCACAACAAGGGUGCCCUGAAGACCAAGCUGGUCGUCAGCGAGUGCUUUGCCGAUGAGGGCCCCGUCCUGAAGCGUGCCCGCCCGCGGGCUCAGGGUCGCGCUAACCUCAUCAUGAAGCCGACCUUCCACAUGACCAUCCGCGUUGAGGAGCGCGCUCAGUAAGCGCAGUGCGCGCUUGCGGGGGCCACGGAGCAGGCGGAGCGGCGGUCAGCGUGGGAGCCGUCAGUCAGACAGGUGGCUAGCUCGUUGCAGCAGCGCGCCAGGCUAUCGCAAGGCCGUAAUGGAGCCCGCUUGGAGCUUGGCGAUGUAGCAACACUAGCAGCGAGCAGCCGUCUGCCGGACAGCUGGCGGAUAGCAGUGGUGUGGUGGAGGAAAGGGGGUCAGCAGGCCCGCCGGCCCGGGGCAACUGGUCAGACCCGGCCCGUUUUAUAUCUGGGGGCGGGGCAGUCGCCACGGUGCCGGUGGCGCACCUUGGUGUCUCAGGCGGGCCUUGCUAUCCCCGGCAGCAGGAGCAGUUGGGGGCGGCUUGCGCGGGAUGCAGAUGGUGCUACGCUCGCAGUCGCCUGCAGCUAGUGCUGCUCAGGGAGAAUGGAGGCGCGCGGGCGUGUGUUGGAAUGGGCGGUGGAGCGCUACGCGUGUGCGGAGGCAGAGGGCAACGUGCCGGAGUCCAUGUGCACCGCCGCUGCAGCAUGCGGUGUCACGUCAGUCACGGCUGGGAGGGCCUUGACGGCGAGACCUUGGAAUGCGGCACGCUUUACGUGGGUCGGCAUCCGCCGGAAGCUGGCCAGCACAGCAGCACAGCUCGUUCCCAGGCGUGGGCGGUCGAGCCCAACCCUCGGUCAAUUUUUGGUUUGGGCGGCCGCCGAGGCGCUGUGUACGCGUGCGGGCUGGAUAGGAACCGGUGCGGUUGCGGCAGCGAGAUGGCGCGGAUUGCAGGAGCGGCCUGCAGCGCUUUUCGCCUGCCUGCCAGGGUUGUAGAUAUUGAUUAGCAUGCAGGCGGCAGAGCUCGCGACAUUAGGGUCGGAGUUCUGCCGUAGAGACAGAGGAGUGCAUUUCGAACGUGACGAUGCGGUGCCUGGUACUGGAGGGAGAGGCUGCUGCUGGUCUUGGAGUGCGGGUCGGACGUGUGGGAGUCAGGGAGUUUUGCGGGGACACGCAAGUUUCUGAAGGCGGUGAUGUGUAAAUCAACAAACCGUGCCUUGCAAGUUGCGACUUGUGGAUCAGGCUCAUUCCGGCCCUUGCGCCAGAGCAGCAUACCGGACGCAGUACCAGACUUGCGGUUUCCCGUGUCUAACGAGUCACAGGCCUGCCCUUGCAACGUCAGCAUCCGUGGUGUGCACGGCGAAGGGAAGCUACUUGCCGCGGCCGUGUGCAGAGUCUGCGGUGUAAACCUAGGGAACUCCC